AGUAAUAUUAUAGAAACACAAUGUUGAGAUUAGCAACUAGUCAAGUAUACUCCGUUCUUACUUUUAUUCUUGUUUGGACAACCGUGGUUUUCUUUAUCUGUUAGCCAGUGUAACUACUUAGUGACACACAUGGUGUAAGAAGACAAAUAUAUAGGAGUACAUUUUAGAAGGCUGUCUGAAGAAGGCUGUAACAUAGAAAGGCAUGCAUCCAUCUGAAUAAAACCCAGCUGGCCUCUCUACCUGACUGACUGAUCGACCGAUUCGUCUGUCUGAAUGAAGUCAGGCUUGCCUCCCCACAUUACUGACUGAUUCAUCCAUGUGUUCAAUUCUAAAAUGACACCAAGGGGAUUCUAACUUCGUAAAUGCAGAUGUCGCUUUCAGUGGAAGUUUAUCGUUUAAACCGUUGCAACGAUAGCCCCAAGCCCCGGCGAUGCUGGCCUUAUUUAGUCACGGAGAUUUUGGGAUUUUUAUUAGUCUGCCAAAAUUACCCAAUUAUUUAGUAAUUAGUCACUGAAGUAGGUUCUCGUUUUUAUAGCAUUUUUUCUGUUGGAUGAAAAGAUUAACGCUGGGAGUCUUGCCCAUUGACGAACUCUACAGUUGGAAAGCUGGUUGGUUAGGUGAGCUAGCGCUAGCAAGAUGAAACAUCGUUCUGAAGAAUCUAUUUCUGAAGAAUUCACAAUGAAUGAGGAUUCUGCUGACCCAUCCAAUCGUUCCUGCUUCACUGAUUCCAAUCCCCCAGAGUCACUGGUUUCUGACUGUAAUUAUAGUGGCCUGGACAACUACAGUGAAAUACCCAGAUUUAACAUCGUGGUCAAAGAGGAGCCUGAAGAUCUAGACUGGGGCGUGGAUAGAACUGGGGAGAGUCCUGACUCGCCAGGAGAACACCAGGAGAAUUGUAUGGCUAACAAGCCUUGGUCCUGUCCAGAAUGUGGAAUGCAGAUCUCUCAUCCGUCUAAUGUGAACAGACACCUAAAGACACACACACAACCUACUAAAGAAUCCUCCAUCUGCUCGGUGUGUGGAAAAGAGUUUGCCUGCCCUUCCAAACUAAAGAGACACCUCCGAACACACACAGGAGAAAAACCUUACCAGUGCUCCGUUUGUGGGAAGAAAUUUAGUGAGAAGAGAAGCCUGGACGGACACAGAAAGGAACACACAGGGGUGAAACCAUUCAGUUGCUCGGUUUGUAAAAAGAGUUUUACCCUAGCUGAAACUUUGAGGAAUCACCUACGGAUACACAGAGAAGACAAACCCCACUUCUGCUCUGUGUGUGGAAAGCAAUUUCGUGAGAAGAGGGGCCUGAAUAUUCACCUGAAAGGACACACUGGAGAGAAGCCAUUCACUUGUGCCGUAUGUGAAAAGAGUUUUACACAAGCCAAAAUCUUGAGGAGGCACCUUCUAAUUCAUACAGGAGAGAAACCGCACUCCUGCUCUGUGUGUGGGAAGCAAUUUAGUCAAAAUGGACACCUGAACAGACACCUGCUAGUGCAUACGGGAGAGAAGCCAUUUAGUUGCUCUUUGUGUGGAAAGAGUUUUUCUUCAUCUCCAAAUCUCACAGAACAUCUGAAGUGCCACACAGGUGAGAGUGAAUCCACGGGACAGGCAUCACAGCAGCUGGUAGCUGUAGAGGAGGCUGAUCUCAGUCUAGUAAUGGAUAUUAAAGUGAAAAAAGAGGAAGAUCUUGCUUUUGCAGAGAAACCUGACCACUGUUCUGACACUGAGGAGAGUCCCUCUACAUUAGAAGAAUCUAAACAACCUCCAGAGAACCACACAGUUAAGGGUUCCCACCAGUGUUCAGUGUGUGGAAGUUCUUUCCAAAUUGUUUCAGCUCUACAAACACACAUGAGAAGUCACACAGGAGAGAAGCAGUACCCCUGCACUCAGUGUGAUAUGCAAUUUCGUGUGAAAGGAGACCUGAUCCGACAUCAGAGAAGACACACUGGAGAAAAACCUUACCCCUGUUCUGUAUGUGGGAAGAGUUUUGCCAGAGCACAAACAUUACGUAGUCACUUUCGGACACACACAGGAGAAAAACCUCACUCCUGUUCUUUGUGUGGGAGACAGUUUAGUGAAAAGAGAGAUCUGAACAGACACCACAAAGUGCACACUGGAGAGAAACCAUUUGGUUGCUCUCUAUGUGGAAAGAGUUUCUCUUCAUCAUCAUAUCGUAAUCAACAUCAAAGAACACAUACAGGAGAGAGUGAAGCUGCUGGACAGGAACCACAACAGCCAAUGUCUGUAGCUGAAGAGGACUCUGGUCUUAGUUUAGUCCUGGAUAUUAAAGUGAAAGAAGAGGAGAAAGAUCCAGGCUUUGAGAGGUGUGACAUCUGCCCUUACAGCAUUGAGAGUCCCUGUACAUCAAGAGAACCUGAAUCACUCCAGGAGAAUCUUACAACUAAGAUCUCCCACUGCUGUUCUGUGUGCGGAAGAGAUUGCCAAAAGUUCUCAAAACUGCUGAUACAUAUGAGAAUUCAUACUGGAGAAAAGCCUUACACAUGCUCUUUGUGUGGGAAGCAGUUCCGUGUAAAAAAGGUUCUUCAAGACCACCAGAAAGUGCACACUGGAGAGAAGCCUUAUGCCUGUUCUGAGUGUGACAAGAGGUUUGGUUUUGUUUCAGCCUUAAAAAGACACCAACAGUUACACAGAGAUGAGAAACCCUUUUCCUGCUCUGUGUGUGGUAAGGGCUUUACCUUACAUUCACGUUUGAAGGAACACUUCCAAACUCACUCUGAAGAGAAACCUCAUUCCUGUUCUGUUUGUGGGAAGAGUUUCAGACGUGCAGAUCAGUUAAAGGAUCACUCACUGCAACACAUUGGGAAACCUUACUCAUGCUCUGUGUGUGGGAAAGGCUUUGCCCUGUCUAAACAGCUAUUGAGACAUGAGAGGACUCAUACAGGAGAAAAGCCUCAUCAGUGCCAUGUGUGUGGUAAGCAAUUUAGUGAUAAGAGAAGCCUAGACGGACAUCUGAAAGGACACUCUGGAGAGAAGCCAUUCACUUGCUCUUUAUGUGGGAAGAGCUUUACACAAGGGGAAACGUUGAGGAAUCAUCUUCGGAUACACACAGAAGAAAAACCUCAUUCCUGUUCAGUUUGUGGGAAGCAAUUCCGUGAAAAGAGAGACCUGAGUACACACCACAGAGGACACACUGGAGAGAAGCCAUUCAUUUGCUCUGUAUGUGGGAAGAGUUUUACACAAGGGAAAACUUUGAGGAGACACUUUCGGGGACACAAUGGAGAGAAACCUCAUUCGUGCUCUGUGUGUGGGAAGCAGUUUGGUGAAAAGGGAGCCCUGAACAGGCACCUCAAAGUGCACACUGGAAGGAAGUCAUUUAGUUUGGCUGUCUGUGGGAAGAGUGUCUCUUCAUCACAACCCACCAAUCAGAGAACACACUCAGGGGAGAGUGAAGCUGCUGGAAAGGGAUCACAUCAGCAGGUCUUUGUAGCUGUAGAUGAGUCUCGUCUCAAUCUAGUACUGGAUAUUAAAGUGAAAGAAGAUGGGGAAGAUCCUGCUUUUGAUGAGACGUGUGAAAAGGAAGGGAGUCCCUCUACAUCUGUGGUACCUAAGGAAAUGCAGGGGUGUCUCAAACCUCGUAAAUAUGGUUGCACUGUGUGUGGGAAACACUGGCACAGGUUAUUCAUUCUGAAAAGACACAUGAGAACCCACACAGGAGAAAAACCAUACAGUUGCUCUGUUUGUGGGAAGCAUUUCAGUGAGAAAGGAAGGCUUAAAGACCACCAGAAUGAGCACACUGGAGAAAAACCGUACUCUUGCCUGGUGUGUGGGAAGCGAUUUAGUUUUUCUUCUGCCUUAACGACACACCGACAUAUACACACACAUGAGAAACCUCAUUCCUGCUCUGUGUGUGGGAAGAGUUUUAGUCGAGCAAACCUUAUGAAGCAACACCUCCGAACACAUACAAAACCUUACUCCUGCUCUGUAUGUGGGAAGAGUUUUGCCAGAUCGGCCGAUGUUAAAAUACACCAUAGAGUUCAUACGGGAGACAAACCUUACAGCUGCACUGAAUGUGGCCAGAGCUACGGCAGUUCCCACAGUCUUUGGAGACACAAAAAGGGACACCACAGUGCACUUCCUGUAGAGGAUCUGGCUGCUGGGAUGAAGAGUGAAGAGGAUUCCCGUAGUGCAAGUGAAGAUGAAGAAGAGGAGGAGGCUACCUCCGCUGUCAAUGGCAACACAGGAAACCAGGGGUAGCCUCACACAUCAUGAUGUAAAGACUUAGUGCACACUGCUGUAUGCUUUUGACAAGUUCUUUUAUUUCAAUUGAACAAUGUAUUUGUAGUCAACAAUGACUGUUAAUUAUUGUGAAAACUCAUUACGAAAAAUAUCCAAGCAUAUUUUACCAAGUUUUAUUGUAACACAAUAUAACAAUGGCAGUAUUUUGAAGUGUUGUAGUUUUGUGUAGAAUAUCAAAUAGUAUGACUUGAUUGGUCUUUUAUUUGCAAUACGCAGUAGUGACAUUUUUCUCAGGUGUGUUAGAAAUGCCAUAGAUAUCUUGUAUAAAGGGACGUUGUGAUGAAUUACAAUUCCCUAGGAAAGUGAAAUGUAAUUUUAA
This is a messenger RNA of Esox lucius (northern pike), 4570 nucleotides long. Its product is annotated as zinc finger protein 271-like. NCBI's taxonomy places the organism in Eukaryota, Metazoa, Chordata, Actinopteri, Esociformes, Esocidae. Bases 637 to 4209 code for a protein of 1190 amino acids. The transcript has 7 exons. The record is from RefSeq and is a predicted model, not a curated record. Gene Ontology annotation, biological process: regulation of cytokine production; negative regulation of transcription by RNA polymerase II; regulation of immune system process.